This is a messenger RNA of Homo sapiens (human), 18051 nucleotides long. It is a transcript of the gene STXBP4, whose product is annotated as syntaxin binding protein 4. NCBI's taxonomy places the organism in Eukaryota, Metazoa, Chordata, Mammalia, Primates, Hominidae. The transcript has 18 exons. Gene Ontology annotation, cellular component: cytoplasm; phagocytic vesicle. The record is from RefSeq and is a predicted model, not a curated record. Gene Ontology annotation, biological process: regulation of transport; response to stress. The coding region runs from base 208 to 1770 and encodes 520 amino acids.
AGGUGGCAGCGCUUGCAGUCGGGCUACGGAGGCCGGGUUGCCAGAUUACGGGAAAGCCAUUUAAGAAGUUCCUGGAAUAAUAUUAGUCAGAGUAAUAUAGGAUCUGCAGGAAGUGUCUCAAGAUAGUUGGAAAAGAAGAAUUUCUAGACUCUUCAUCAAGAUCUUCAUUUAUACAGCUGUUAAAUCCAAGGCUACUUUGGUGAAAGCAUGAAUAAAAAUACAUCUACUGUAGUAUCACCCAGUCUACUUGAAAAGGAUCCUGCCUUUCAGAUGAUUACAAUUGCCAAGGAAACAGGCCUUGGCCUGAAGGUACUAGGAGGAAUUAACCGGAAUGAAGGCCCAUUGGUAUAUAUUCAGGAAAUUAUUCCUGGAGGAGACUGUUAUAAGGAUGGUCGUUUGAAGCCAGGAGAUCAACUUGUCUCAGUCAACAAGGAAUCUAUGAUUGGUGUAUCAUUUGAAGAAGCAAAAAGCAUAAUUACCGGAGCCAAGUUGAGGUUAGAAUCUGCUUGGGAGAUAGCAUUCAUAAGACAAAAAUCCGACAACAUUCAGCCAGAAAAUCUGUCAUGUACAUCACUUAUAGAAGCUUCAGGAGAAUAUGGACCUCAAGCCUCAACAUUAAGUCUUUUUUCUUCUCCUCCUGAAAUACUAAUCCCAAAGACCUCAUCCACUCCCAAAACAAAUAAUGACAUUUUAUCUUCUUGUGAGAUAAAAACUGGAUACAACAAAACAGUACAGAUUCCAAUUACUUCAGAAAACAGUACUGUGGGUUUGUCUAAUACAGAUGUUGCUUCUGCCUGGACUGAAAAUUAUGGGCUACAAGAAAAGAUCUCCCUAAAUCCCUCUGUUCGCUUUAAGGCAGAGAAACUGGAAAUGGCUCUAAAUUAUCUUGGUAUUCAGCCCACAAAGGAACAACACCAAGCCCUGAGACAGCAAGUACAAGCAGACUCAAAAGGGACAGUGUCUUUUGGAGAUUUUGUCCAGGUUGCCAGAAACUUGUUUUGCUUGCAGUUGGAUGAAGUAAAUGUUGGUGCACAUGAAAUUUCCAAUAUAUUAGAUUCACAGCUUCUUCCUUGUGAUUCUUCAGAAGCAGAUGAAAUGGAAAGGCUCAAGUGUGAAAGAGAUGAUGCCUUGAAAGAAGUAAAUACACUUAAGGAAAAAUUAUUGGAAUCAGAUAAGCAAAGGAAACAAUUGACAGAAGAGCUCCAGAAUGUGAAACAAGAAGCCAAAGCUGUAGUUGAAGAAACAAGAGCCCUGCGUAGUCGGAUUCAUCUUGCUGAAGCUGCUCAGAGACAGGCACAUGGAAUGGAAAUGGACUAUGAAGAAGUGAUCCGUCUGUUAGAGGCCAAGAUUACAGAGCUAAAGGCUCAGCUUGCUGAUUAUUCUGACCAAAAUAAAGAAAGUGUUCAGGAUUUAAAAAAGAGAAUCAUGGUACUCGACUGCCAAUUACGAAAAUCAGAAAUGGCUCGAAAAACUUUUGAGGCAUCCACUGAAAAGCUUCUUCAUUUUGUAGAGGCUAUUCAAGAAGUAUUUUCUGAUAAUUCUACUCCUUUAUCAAAUUUAAGUGAAAGAAGAGCUGUGUUAGCUUCUCAGACUUCCCUCACACCACUGGGAAGGAAUGGACGUAGCAUCCCAGCAACGCUGGCGCUUGAAUCUAAGGAACUUGUUAAAUCUGUUCGUGCCUUACUUGAUAUGGAUUGUUUACCUUAUGGGUGGGAGGAAGCUUACACAGCAGAUGGAAUCAAGUACUUCAUCAAAGCUUCCCAUUGCUAGAAGGAAGCCAACCCAAAAGCAUUCAGCAGGAGAGCCCAGGGGAGACAAUCUAUAGGUCUCUACUUCCUCCUGAGGCACAGACAAGAUCACAGAUGGAACUGAGAGGCAGGUGGGGAAUAAUUGGCACAGGAGUAAUCCAGUGAUUCCUGACGCAUGUGCAAGAGGAGGUCUGCUAUCUGAGAAAGAUGAGUAUGGGUGAGUAAACAAACCAUUCAUUUUUUGAUGGGUAAUUAUCGCCCACCUUCUAGGGGCACAGAUGCUGCCCAUGGAUGAGAUACACAGUUCUUAUUCUCACAGAGCUUACAGCCAGUCAAGUGAAGCAGAGAAGAAGGCAAACUCAGCACAGGGGAGGAAGUAAGUGUGACAGACGCACAUAGUGGAAGCAUGUAACUCAGGAAAGAGUGGUCUGCGAGGGCUUUUUGGAGGAAGUUAUGCCUCAACAGAAAUGUAAAUGAUUCGUAGAUAUUGACGAGGCAUGUGGAGAAGAGGAAAGGUGAGAGAGCCUCCUGAGUAAUGUCAGGGUGAUGAGACAGAGUGAUGCUGUGGGGUUCAGUGUAACCAUGUAAACAGAGCACAUCUUCAGGUGGGCAACCAGGUGGGGACAGUAGGAAUAACCUGAAAUAACUCUGGAGAAGUAAGCAGGGCUCAGAUGCCAAAAGGCCUCAUAAGCUAUGUUAAAAAAUCUGGACAUUCCCCUAAGAGUAAGGGUGAGGCACAAAAGAUCUUAAGUACGGUGUGAUCAUUAAUUUUAUGUGUCAGUUUUACUGUGUUGAGGGAUACCCAGAUAGCUAGUAAAACAUUAUUUCUAGGUGUGUCUGUGAGGGUGUUUCUGAAAAAGAUUAGCAUUUGAAUCAGUAGACCCAAUGAAGAUCUGCCCUCAGCAAUGUGGGUGAAUAUCAUCCAAUCCACUGAGGGCUUGAACAGAGCAAAGGCAGAGGAAGGGAGAAUCCUCUCUCCCUCUUCUUGAGAUGGGACAUCAUUCUUCUUCCCUCAGACAUAAUAUUUCCUGGUUUUGGGGCCUUGAGACUCAGAUUGGGCCUUCCACCAGCCCCACCCUCACCCUAUCCCCACCUCCCCACUUAGUUCUCAGGCCUCAGAAGAGAGUCUCAUCAUUGGCCCCCACCAGUUCUCAGGACAUCAGACUGGGACCAAAUUACACCCCUGCUUUCCUGGUUCUCCAGCUUACAGAGGCAUCUCCUGGAACUUCUUAGCCUCUGUCAUCACACAAACCAAUUCCCAUAAUAAAUUCCCUCUUAUCUCUGUACCUAUAAUGAUACAUAUGAAGAUACUGGUUCUGUUUCUCUGGAGAACCCUGACUGAAACACAGGGCAAUGGCAUAAUAAGAUUUGUUUUUAAAAACUCCCAGGUGUAGAGGACAGCUGGGCAAGGAACAAGAGUGGAGGAAAUUUUCAGACUGGUCCCUUCUCUGGCUGUAACACCCUGGCCAAGUGUCUCAACCUCCCUAAGCCUAGCGCCCUCACCUGUUCAACAGCAAUAAUCAGGCCUGUCUUGCCUACCUCACUAGAUUAUUGCAAGCAGUGAAGGGACGUGAACAGGCUCUGGCAACCAGAAAGCACAGUCAUAAUUCCAAAUAACAUGAUGAAAAGAAAAUGUGGCUGAUAUUGUUAAUUUCCCAAGGAAAUCUGUGUAGUCCUCUGACUCAUUUUGCAAAGACUGGAGAGGAAAUGGAGAAGGAAGCACACCAGAGCCAACACUUUGAAAGGAGGUUGUUCAUUCCAUCACUUUCGAAAUGGAGAUUCUGUCCUCCUGGCUGUGUGGCACAUGAUUGCUGUCCAAUAAACAGGAAUUGAUGAAUGGCUGAGUGAGGCUUUGUUUUGUUUUCAUUUUUCAAACUCUUAUGACUGCAGAGGGGAAAACUAAAUCAAUGCCAUAUGCCUGUAAAAAUCCCUCUGACAUCUUUUAUUGUAAUGGAAGAUGACAAUGGUUAUCAGAGCAGAAGGAACAUGCCUGAGUGAAAGUAAAUACCAAACACCUUUUGGGAAACAAAGCACCUCCUGGUGACCUUUGCAGCUGUUCCACUCCCUAAAUUAUGGCAACCUGGAGUUGUCUAAUGACAGUCUAACCAGGAUUUCCUCUUGUUUUCAAAUGUGUGCGUCCUCCCUCUCCCUGGGUUGUGCAGAAUUUUAAAUGUCACAGUAAUCACAUUUUUCCCGAGGAUAACAUGAAAUAUCAUUGGAGCUUAAUGGAGAUGAACAAAUGAUCAAAUUCAGAUGUUGGUGAUAUAUCAUGUUAGAGGAAUGAGAUCUAUUCCACAAGCUGCAAAGCCUCUAAAUUUUGUUAACACAAAUAAGAAAUAAAGUAGCAAAAGCUACUAUUUCUGAGUCCCUACCAUGCACCCCACCCUGUUCCAAGUACUUUACACCUAUCAUCUCAUUUAAUCCUGACGGUUCUUCAGCGUGGGCAUUAUUGUCCCCAUUUAACACAUAAAUUCAGAUAAAUUCAUUGAACUAUUUAAAGCCACAUGGCAUGUGGUUUUGUGAAUGUCCCCCAUUCAAGCUAUAUGGCCUUAAUAAAGUUACUUACCUGCUGUCAGCCUCAUCUGCAGAAUGCAAAUAUCAAAGACCUCUCACUCAUAAGAUUGUGAAGGAUUACAUUAAAUAAGUUAUGUGUAGCACUUAAGUACAGUGCCUGCUAUACUGCAAUCACUUACUGUAUUAGUCAGAAUUCUCCAGAGAACCAAUAGGAGAUAUAUAGAUUUGUUUUAUACAUAUAAGGAGAUUUAUUGUAAGGAAUUGGUUCACAUGAUUAAAGAGGCUGUGAAUUCCCAUGACCUGCUAUCUGCAAGCUACAGUAGACUCCAAAGAGCUAGUGGUAUAGUGUCAGUAUGAGUCUGAAGGCCUAAGAACCAGGACAGCUGAGGUCCAGUUCAAGUGCAGGAGAAGAUCAAUGUUCCAGCUCAAAAACAGAGAGAAAGAAAUCUUUCUUACUCAGCUUUUAUUCAUCCAGACCUUCAAUGGAGGAAGAGGCCUAACCCAUACUGGGGAGGAAAAUCUGUUUUACUCAUUCUAUCCAUUCAAAUAUUAAUCUCACCCAGAAAUACCCUCACAGACACACCCAGAAAUGUUUAAUAGGAUAUCUGGGCACUCUGUGCCCCAGUCAAGUUGACAUAUAAAAUCACACUAAAUAGUGCCUUAUUAGCAAUAUUAUUGUGAUUGUUAUUAUUGUAGAUCUGGUAUUUUACAUCUGUCUAGCCCUUUCCACAUUGCCCGAAACCAAAACCAAUCAUCAGUAUAAUCAUAAUGAAAUCAAAGCUACAUAUAAUUUUUUUCUUCCCUUAGGAAAUUUUUCAACAUCUUGCACAUUUAAUUCAUGGCAAGAGUUACUACCACUGGGACUAUUUAAUACUCUUGGGGAAAAGUGGAAAUAUAUGAUAGCAAUUCAGAAAUAAAGGAAUGUCUCAUAUUGAUUCCUAGAGCAUGGAAAAAAAAAUAAAGGAGGGGGCCUAAUUAACAGCUUCUUGCCAACCCUUCAGACUAGACCUGUGAGUAUAGGUAACCAAGCAAAGAAGAGCUUAGACCAUGAACUAAAAGAAAGCACAUCCUUGGGCUGCAGGCAUCUCAUUAGACUCUCCUAUAUAAAACUGAACAAAAAUGAGUUCAAAUCUGAAGGCAAAAAGCUAUAUACAGUUGAUCCUUGAACAACAUGAAUUUGAACUGCAUGGGUCCACAUAUACAUGGAUUUUCUCCUACUUCUGCUACCCAUGAGAUAGCAAGACCAACCCCUCCUUUUCCUCCUCUUCCUCUUCCUCUCCCUAUUCAAUAUGAAGAUGAUGAAGAUGAAGAUCUUUAUUAUGAUCCACUUCCACUUAAUGAGUAGUAAAUGUAUUUUAUCUUAUGAUUUUCUUAAUGUUUUCUUUUCUCUAGCUUAUUUUGUUGUAAGAAUAUAGUAUAAACUAUAUGUUACAUACAAAAUAUGUGUUAAUCAACUUUAUGUUAUCAGUGUGUUAUUAUCAGACUCAAAAGUUAUAUGUGGAUUUCUGACUGCAGCAGUGUGGCGAGAUUGGCACCCCUAACACUAGCAUCAUUCAAGGGUCAACUGUAUAUAUCUAUACCACAAAAUAUUCCAUGGAAUUUUCCUUGACUCAAACCGAUAUCUCAUUUACUAAGGUGCCCACUUUCUACCCACCACCUCCAUGUCUGGUGGUGGAGUGAGAAAGAGCUGAGCUUGACAUGAAGCCCUGCCACAUACUAGCUUUGUUACCUUGAGCUAAAUACUCAUCUCUGAGCUGCAGGUGCCUCCUCCAUUGGGCACAAAACCAACUCAACAGAGUCAUUAUGAAGGUUAAGGAGGUGCCUGGCUCUAUGUCUGGCACAUGAUAAGACCGUCGUAAAUGUGAGCUUUCUUCCACUCUCUUCCUCUCACCUCCAUAAGGAAAAAGUAGUAAUAUUUUCUUAAAUAGCUACUGUUUGGGGACAACUGAAAGAUGCCAUUUGUUCUUCUUUGCAUAAGGAGAAACCUAGAACUAAAAGAACUAUAGGAACUUUCAAGUCCACUGGUCAUCAAACGAUACUCUGUGAAGCCUUGUUGGGGAGUUUGAGGUUGGGUGAGAUUUCUGUCCCUGUUCACCCCUACACUUCAACCUGAGUUCUUUUUACUUGCUUUAUGUAUGUAUUUAAGACCUUGCUUUAACAAAGGAAUCCCCAGAAAAUAAUUGCAAACCACCAGUCUAAAGAAUUACAAUUUAGAGAUGAGGAAAUGGAGACUUUACAGGUAAGGCAACCAACUCUACAAUCAUUUGAAACAGAAUCAGAAUUGAAAGGCUGGUUUCUGAACUCUGAGACCACCAUGCUUUCUGUCAUUAAGCUGUAACACCUCACUAUUACCAGUGUGGGAACAAUAAUGUGAUAUGACAGAAAGCCUCCCUCAUCACAGAGAAACUUAGGUUUGGCUCAGGUUUACUGAGGGGAGUUUCCCAUGAAGAGACUUAAGACAAGAGGAAAGACCAUUUUAGGCAUAUCUCAGAGGUCAAGGUGGAUAGCACCUGCUCUGUAUGGCCUAUAGAAGUCAAAAUUCCUUUUAGAUUCCUAUUCCAAGACUUCAUCCUACAUCAUGUCAACUGACACAAAACAAUCCAUUUUUUACUUUCUGCUACAAGAGCUGAGUAUACUUCAAUUCACUAACAUUUGGGGGAAUGGAGGUGGAGACAGAUGCAGGUUCACUUUGCUAAACUCAUAACAUUACUCUAUCACACUAGCAACCUAUGCUUCUUAACCUUUCACCUUUGUUUCUUCUCAGCUCCUUCAUCUGAUUGUCACAUAAGACUCUAAAUUCUUCUGCUACUUUGCAGACUUAUCUAGUUUUUCUACCAUUCUUGAAUAUUCAGAACUACCAAGGUGCUUAGCAAUUUGAAAAAGUCCUCAUGCUAUCAAUAAUCAGCCUUCUUAGAAUGUAGUUGUAAUUAUAGGUACAAAUUUUUUAAAUAAAUCUUAAAUUAAAUUGUAUUCUAUUAUAGGAAAAACAGAGUCACCUAUGAUACAAUGAGAGGAUAAAGCAGUAAUGCUGAAUUUUUCCUACUCAAAUUUCACCUUCCCUUUGGAGUGCUGUCACAAUUCUUUUGCUGAUAUCUCAUUCAGGCCCUGGAAAAUGUUAUUUUCACCUUAAAAUUCACAGCCCAAGCCUGAACUGCAUCCCUCUCCUUGGUUCCCAUAAGAAGCACAGAGAAAGGGAAAUUUAAUUUUUAAGAUAAUUAAAUAGCAUCUGAAAUGGUGGACUAAGUAGUUCAAACCAACACUCCCACUGAAGACAAUUAGAAAAUCCGGACUUAAAAAUAAUCGCUAAAGUCAUUGGAAAGCUGAAAAGGCAAUGAGAAAUGCUAAGACUGAUAUCUGAAAGAAGAUGGAAACCAAUAGAGAUAAGUUAAACAUUUGAGCCUAUUUACCCUUAGGGUAUCUGCUGAUUCUAGAAGGGGUGAGUAAGGGUAUGAGUUACUGAACAGAAAUUUUAACAGAUUCAUUAGCGUUAAAGAGACAAAAGUAGGAGGAGUCCAGAGCCCACCAAAGGGGUACUGAUAAAUCUUUGGAACUUUAAAGGCUCAACAUCCUAUGAGUAAGGGUAAAGUGGAAGAUUAACCCUUGCAGAAACUGAAGACAAGAUUAAAAUCAUUUCAGUCCCUGAAACUGGAUCAAUAUAACUCAAAGAUUCUAGUGCCCCUACUUAUCUUCCAUAAAUAAACACAAAUUAUCUUUUUCUUUUUUCUUAAUUUUCAUACUACCAUAUCCAGCAGGUGGUAAAAAGAAACCAAGCACAUGAGAAGACAAGGCAAGAAUCAAGAGAAAACAGCAAAAAGAGAGUUCUAGAUAAUGGAAUUAUUAGUCACAAACUUUAGCAAUUCUUAUAAAGGAGAUAAAAGACGAAAUUCGAGAUUUUGGCAGAUAAUUGGAAACCACAGAAAAGGGGAUACUUUAGAGCUAAAAGAUAUAACCAAAAUUAAGAACUCCAUGAUGUGUUUAACAGCAGUUAGGCACAACUUAAAACAGGGAAAUGGAAGAAAACAUCCAGAAUUAUGCAAGAAGGAACAAAAGAAUAAAAAUACAGAAGAGACUAAAGGGCAUAUGAAGUACAGUGAGAAUAUGAAGUACAAUGAGAAGGGAUAACGUAUAAUUUGAGUCUCAGAAUAUACAGAGGGAAAUAAUGGGUUAGAAAAAAUAUUUGAAUAUACAUUGACUGAAUUCUUACCAAAACUGAUGUAAUAUAUUAAGCCAUAAAUUCAAGAGUGCUUACAAACCCCAAGUAGGAUAAAUACAAAGAAAGCCACAUCUAGACACAUCAUAGUAAAACUUCUAAUAAACAAAGACAAAAAGAAAAUAUUGAAAGCAGACAGAAAAAAAAAGACCACUUACCAUGUCAACAGAAAUAAUAAGAGACAAAAAACAAUAGAAUUACUCCUACAAAGUGCUAAGGAAAACAACAACAACAACAAAAAACAUUGCCAACUUAGAAUUCUAUGUCUGGCAAUAAUGGCUUUUAAGAACAAAGAUAAAAUGAAAACUUUUUUAGACAACAAAAGUCAAGAGAAUUGAAGAGACCCAUGUUAAAGGAAGUUUUUAAGAAACAAGUUACUCCAAAUGAAGCUUAAAGAUGAAAGAAAGAAUAAAAAUCAAAUAAAAGAAUAAAUAUGUGAUUAGAGUUCAAUGAAUAUUGACUGUAAAAAGCAAUAAUGAUUACAUCUCAUAGAGUUUUAAAUAUCUCUAAACCUAUUGAUAGGCAGCAACAAUAGCAUAUAAGUCAAAAGGAGGGUAGACUUCAAAUAUUCUAAUGUCCUUGCACUUUACAUAAAGAGGGUAAAAACUACCAAGCAGCAUUAGCCUUUAAUGGGUAAUGGAUGAAUGUUGUAAUCUCUCAAUCAACCACCAUAAAGUUAGUAAAAGUAAAAAAAUGGAAAAUUCAACUAACAUAAAAUAAGACAAGAGGCUAGGCACAGUGGCUCAUGCCUGUAAACCCAGCACUUUAGGAGGCUGAGGUGGGAGGAUUGCUUGAGCCCAGGAGUUCAAGACCAGCCCGGGCAAGACAGCAAGACCCAGUCUCUAUAAAAAAUAAAUAAUAAAUAAGAAGACAAGAAACAAGAAAUAUGUACAUACAUUGGUUGGCAUAAGUAGAAAGCUCAUGUUAAAAUGACAGAUUCAAGCCAAAUAUAUCAGCAAUUGAUUAAAUGUAACUGGACUAAAUGCCUCAAUUGUAGGCAAAGAUUGUCAGACUUUAUAAUUCAACAAAGGUCAACUAUAACUGUGACUCUUGUUCACAAGAGUCAUUUCAACAUGGAGAUAUUGUAAAAGGAUAUAAAAAGCAAAUGAAUUUUAAGAGAUAUACAGUGCAAAGAAAAACUGAAAGAAAGGUAGUAUCACUAAAUUAACAGAGAAAAGUAUACUUGAAGGCCAAAAUUGUCACAAAUGAAUAAAAGAGAAACUUCAUAAUAAAAAAUGGUUUAAUUUGCCAGGUAGCUGUGGCAAUUAUACAUUUAUGUGAACCAAAUAAUAUACAAGCUUAUGUUAUUAUUUCAAUAUCUCACUAAGAGUUUUUCAUCAUACCUUGCAGUAUAAGCAGACAAAAAUAAUCAGAAAAAGUUAUGGACAAUCUGAACAACACAUUUAUAAAUGUGACUUAAUUGUUAUCCUACUUAACAACUGUAAAAUACACUUUUUUUUUCAAAUACACAUGAAGUAGUUAUAAAACUUGACCAUAUUCUGGGUCAUAACACAAUUCUCAACCAAUGUCAAAGAACUGAAAUCACCUCAUCUGACAAAUGAUGAUUUUAUUUCUUCCUUUAUAAUUGUAUAACUUUUAUUACUUUUUCUAGCCUUAUUAAGUUGCUUAGUGAAUUAUUGAAAAGAGGUUGUAGAGGGCAAGUUUGUUACAUUCCCAAUCUCAAAGAGAAAAUGUGACAUAUUAUUUAUAACCAGAAGAGAAAUUUAAUUUUUACUAUUUUUUAAAAAGUUAUUAUCAUAAUGUAUAACACAUGCACAAGUGUACCAAAUAUAAAUAUGCCAUUCAGUGAAUCAUCACAAAGAAAACACUUGUAUAAGCAUCACACAGGAGAAAUAGAACUUUCUAGCACCCUUGAAGUCCCCUUGAGCUCUUCCUUUUCUCCAAGGUAACCAGUAUCCUAACUUCUGAAAGUAUGUAUUCCUUUCGUGUGCUUUUAAACUUUAUGUAGAUGGAAUCAUACAUAUGUAUUCUUUUACCUGGCUUUAAAAAACUCAUUGCAACAUCAGAAAAAUAUAAGCUGAGGAGUAUUCUUUAAAGUAAUCUCUAGUCUUCAAGUGUGUUAACAUCAUAAACGUCAGGGGAAAACUGAGGAAUUAUUCCAGAGCAAAGGAAGCUAAAGAGACCUAACUAAUAAAUGUUUUCUUGGAUUAGCUCCUGGACCUAUGCAGAUAUUAUUGGAACAAUAGGCAAAAAUUGAAGGGGGUCUGUGGAUUAGAUGGUAUUAUUGUACUAAUGUUAAUUUCUAGAUUUUGGUGAUACUUUGGUUGUAUGAAAGAUUGUUUGUUUGUUUGUUGAGAUGGGGUCUCGCUCUGUCACCCAGGCUGAGUGCCGUGGUACCAUCACAGCUCACUGCAGCCUUGACCUCCUGGGCCCGAGCCAUCCUGCCACCUCAGCCUCCUGAGUAGCUGGGAUACAGGCGCAUGCCACCAGGCCAGGAUAAUUUUUGUAUUUUUUGUAGAGAUGAGGUCUUGCUUCAUUGCUGAGGCUGGUCUAGAACUCCUGGGCUCAAAUAAUCUGCCCAUCUCGGCCUCCCAAGGUGCUGGAAUUACAGGCAUGAACCACCACCUGGCCACUAUUUUCUUCUUCUUCUUUUUCUUCUUCUUCUUCUUCUUCUUCUUCUUCUUCUUCUUCUUCUUCUUCUUCUUCUUCUUCUCCUUCUCCUUCUCCUUCUCCUUCUCCUUCUCCUUCUCCUUCUCCUUCUCCUUCUCCUUCUCCUUCUCCUUCUCCUUCUCCUCCUCCUCCUCCUCCUCCUUCUCCUCCUCCUUCUCCUUCUUCUUCUUCUUCUCAUACUGAAGUAUUACAAAGCCAUGGGGCAUUAUGUGUGCAACUUGCUCUCAAGUGGGGUGUGUGUACGUGUGUGUGUGUGCACAUAGAGAGGAAAAGAGAAUAGAAAUUAUAAGGUACAUGAAGUAAAAUGUUAAUAAGGAAUCUCUGUGGAGAAUAUAUGAGGUCUUUAUAUUAUUUCAAAAUGAAAAUGAAAAUAAAGCAUUAUAACAUGAGCAACUUCCAAUGGUAUUAAAAAUUCACCUGCCUUCAAGGUGUUCAUAGUCAAAGACCGGAGUGGAGAGAGCAGAUGAGUACUGGGCAGUGACAUCUGAGGACAACUACUCUGAUAGGGCAAAGCACUUACUGUGUGUGCCAGGACCACAGAGGAGACAGACUCAACGCAUCCACUCAGGGCAUGGAGGCUUCCUCACAGAAUUAAUGGUUGACCCAAGCCUUACAGGAGGUCAUAAUCUGGAGAAAGACGAAAAGGGUGAACUGAGCAGAGGAACGUCAUGUUUAAAGGCACGGAGAAAGGAGAGAAUCUGGUGAGUUUGGGAAGCUGUAAAUGGCUGUCCAUGGCUGGGACCCAGGAUCCAUGUGUGGAGGCACCAGAGCAUGAAGCAGCCUGGACUUUAUCCUGAAGAUGAUGGUGCAUAACAGGGUGUUAGAUCUAGAGUGGACAUAACAAUUACUACGCCAACCCCUUCCAUAUAUCCUCUGUGAAACAGAGCUUUUACCACCACUAUGCAAUUACUUGUCUACAAACCCUCCACGUGAUUGCUGACACUGAACCAUACAUUAAUUUAUGACCACAAAUAUAAAUGAAAAAAUUAGCUUGGGAUAAAUGCAAUUUUUUUUGAGACAGGAUCUCGCUCUCUCACCCAUCCUGCAGUGCAUAAAUGCAUUUAAAUAGUGAAUGCCAUAAAAAGAAAUUUUCAGGAGGAAAACAAUGCAUGGAAAGAAAAGCUCUAGCUAUAUUUCAAGUUAACAAAUACGGAAAAAGCGAUCUUAAGAAUUAAUAGCCUCAUUAUAUAUUAAUACUUCUAAAACUAAGCAAAUUUGAAAAAACUUGGUUGGCUUUGUUUAGUAAAUCAAAGUAUGUAGUGUUGUAAAAGAAUAGGCAUUUAAAGAAAAUAUAUCUUUACUAAAAUCCAAAUGGGGAAAAUAUGCAAUGCACCAAAUUCUAAAGGAUGUAUGAUGGUUCAAUCAAAGGAACAUGGAAGUUACAAGGCAGCUGAGUUGAAGAUCAAAAAUGAAUUCUUGGCUUAGAGAAGAGGUAAUAAAAUGACAAAAUCAUUUUAUCUGUGAUGUGGUGCAUGGUCUUUGGAGACAGACAAAUGUGGAGAGGAAUACACAAGGUCUCUGUGAUCUUUUGCCAGUUGAUUAUCCAGUUGUCAUGAAGGCUAAAUGACAAAUAGAUAUACUAUCAUUAGUCCCCAAUAAAUAUCACUCCCUUUCUCAUUUUCUCCAUUCAUUCCUCUUUCCUCCAUUUCACAGCUAUAUCCUUAUUUUCACACAUGACCAACAAAAGAGACAGCAAGCAAAACAAAGAUCCUCCAAAAUUACCUUAAAAGACCCAAAAUAAAAAGAGCUCACUCUUCAAAUCAAAAGGGACAAAGAAACCAUGAAAGGUAUUCAUUCAAGUGAGGCUUAGAGGCUGUGGGGCGAAGAAAUACACGGAUGUCCAGAGCUGCCUUAUGCAGACAGAGUAUUUUGCAAAUCUGUUCCAGGCGUCUGCUGAGGUUUCUGCCUCCUUCAGGGAAUGUAUUGCCGUCAUUAAUGCACACUGACUGGUAUGCUUUCCCUCCAACUGGUUUUGCAGAGAAGUAGGCAGCAUGCACCCUCAUAGGCAAGAUGCAAAAGGAGAGCAGAGAGGCAGGAUGUCCAUGUAUAUGCAGAAACCUUGCCCAGAAGAUGACUUAUUACAUUAAAGGUGAUCAAGCUUGGGAAGGAACCAUGAAAACUCUAUUAUGCUGUUAGGAAUAUUCACAGCCAAGUAUGUGAUAAACUGCACCCCUCCCUUGUUUCUUGCCAAACAGGCUGAUGUGCUGUGCUGCUUAUGAUUUAAAAAAAAAAAAACAACAACAACAGUGUUCUAUGGAGCCCAUUCUUAGAAUGCCAAAGAUCAUGACAAGUCCCAGAUCUUCUGAGCCAACCCAAACCUGGCUGGUCUCAGAGAUGGAUGAUAUAGCAUCCUGGAGCUGGCCCAGUGUUCCUCUCCAAAUGGAUUCAGGAAAUGCACUGAGCGCUGACAAAGCUUCCUCCCAAGGUUGUGAGGCUGUAAUGAGAACACAUCCGAAUUUCCCCCCAGGGAGGCUGCCAAGAACUCAGAGGAGUGGGGAAGGAGUGUCUGGACCACGGGAUGGCUGUGAGGGAGAUAAGCUCCAGCCCUCUAGAGUUGUCGAUCAGGGAUUUAGAGGGACUUAGAGAGAAUGAAAGCACUCAGAGAAAUAAACCUUUCAUAACCAUCUUUAGGGCAGGCAGACAUAAGAAUUAAAGAGUAACAAAGAUCUUUGCUCUGACAGAAGAGCCCAGAAAGCUUAAACCAUAGCAACCUUGGUAAUAAGUGUACCAGAUGCUAUGCCGAACUCUACAUGCAUUAUCUCAUUUAAUCUUCAUGAUGUCCCUGUGAUUGGCACUGUUAUCAUAUCCAUUUUACAGAUGAGGAAACUGCACCUUAGAGAGGUUAUGCAACUAAUCUAAGACCAACAGCAGUGAGUUUUGAAACCAUCACUAGAUACUGCCUCUCCAUUGAAGAUAAUCUAUUGCCUAACAAGGUGUUUAGCACACUGUAAGCAUUCGGUAAAUAAUUAUUAAUGAAAUAAAUAAUCAACUAAUGUUGAAUAUGGCAGAAUAAGGUCAGCACUGGAUUAAUGAAGACCUGCACUAACUGGCUGUGUAACUCACGGUAAGUUGCUGGAUGUGUCUGGGUCACAUUGUCCUCAUCUGAAAAGAAGAAUUUAGACUAUAUGCUCCCUGGGAAAUAUGGCAUGAUGAAUAAGUCAUAUGGAGAGCCAGCAUUUAAAAGAACCCAUGCAUCAAGUCUAAACCAGAGUCCCCAUUGUAAUUCUGACCCAUGUUCCAGCUAUCUGAAAUUGCUUCUCUCUCCCUAGAACAGUGAUACCUGGGAACUGGACAGACACGCACCUCUUUCUCUCCAGAGCACCUUAUGGAAUAGUAGCAGAGGGCACUGCCACUAACAGAAGGGCCCUUUAUUAGAGCUGCCAUUCCAUUCUCAGUGACUGCAUUCUCCUCUUUGUCUCACUCAAAAAGCACUGUGGCCACUCCUGAUUUUAAAGGAUCCCACAAAGAAUUUUCUUACCCUGGUUCCUGGCAAUUGAAGUGCAGAGAUCCUUUCUACCAAAGUGAUUCCAUAAUGACAGCAACCAUCUAUUAGAAUGGUCUCAGAGCAAAACUAUGUUCUUAAAUGCUUUCCGAGUUUCCUCUUCUUUCCGUUAAAAUUUCUUUUUGUCAUUAAAAGGCAUUAAGUAAGAGCUUGGGCAGAACUUGCUGAACUGCAGAAUUGGUUGCUUUUGUAUCAAUUCUUACUGUACCCAGACAUUAUCCGUAUUUCAUUCUUUUUUUAGUCACUGUCUGCUUCCAGACCUGUUCAUUCUCCUCAUCUACCCAGUCUCCAUCAAAGCCUGCCACCUCUGGGAAGACUUUUCUGAGUCCCUCAAGCAGAUGUGGGCACUUUUUGUAGGAAUGAAUUAUACUUGAGGCUAGAAUCCAUGAUUUCUCCCCUUUGCGUGCUCAGUACCCAGCAGAAGGCCUGAUGCAAGGGGGACAUAGAAUAUAUAUUUGGCAAAAAAAAUGCUGAAAGGAUGCUUCAAAAAACCAAGUAAAACAUUAAUAGAUUAAAUGAAAAGUAAAUUAUGAGAAUAUAUAUUUUUUAGUAAUGGUUAUCAAAGAGUCUACAUCCAGACAAUAAUUACACUGAUGACCACUUUUCCUCUUUAGACUUUAUAAAAUGUGUGACUUGAACAAGCCCUGUGUAAGUUGAAGCUAAGGACAGAUAGUUUAUCUAAGAGAGAGAAAGAUGGAUUUUCUGAAAAUCCAAAUGCAUUUGCAUCAGAGCUUACUUUGAGCCUUAACCCAGUUCCAACAAAUGGAUGAAAGGAUCAACCUUUCCAUCAACAAGCAUCUACAAGAAACAGGCUGCCCAUCACUGCCCUAGAUCUCAGAGACGAAGUGAGGCCACGGUCAAGUUACGUGCCCCAGAUGGAAGGAGACAGUUUAGUCUGAAAGAGUGAAGGCUGAGUUAUGAAGUAAUUCUUGUUGAAAAUAAACCUAUACAAGUAAUUAAAUUUGGAAUAUCAGUCCUCUCUGACAUUGGCCAGUUCUGUGGCCCUAUUCAAACAAGAUUACGCUCUGAAAAACAGAUGCUAGACGAAAAAUAUGAGAAAGUAUAAGAGUCAUCUAUGUGCUACCCAGGUGGUGUGAUUCAGUGGGAAGAGUGACUGUAAAUUGGAUUAAACCUGGGUUAGAAUCCUAGCCUUGCCCCACAGUACCUCUUAGUCAUGCCACUUACCUUCUGAACAUCAUUCUCCUCUCUAGAAGAGUAGAGAAAAUAACACUUAUUAUAUAUUGUUGAAAGUAGGCAGUUCAGUAAGUGUUACUUUCCUUUCCUCUAGGCAGUAGGCCACUGGAGAAAAGAAUUGAUAGGGAAACUUUCUAAACGGGGAAAAAAUUGGCUAGAUUUCCAAGUGGGGAAAUUUUACUGUUGGGAUAAUUUGGUUUUAGAAAGGAAUACUGAAGGUAGGAAUCCUCAAGAAUUGGAAUCUCUAGUGAAUCACUUUAAUUCUACAAAUACUUAUUGAACACCAUAAUGUGACAGGUAUUGUCCUGAACCCAAGGAUACAGCAAGGAACAGAACAAUCCCUGCCCUCAGAGAGCUCACAAGCUCUCAGGAAAGAUAUUCAUUAAAUGUCUGCAUGUGUGAUGAGCAUUUUGAAAGGGUUCCAGGGAAGCAUAGGGGUGCACAAGACCUCAUGUAUACUGUCAAGGAUGGCCUUAUCUGAGAAAGAUUCGUUGAUGCUAAUAAUGAAUGAAUAAGUAGGGAUACAAUGGUCAAUUUCACAUUCCCCACCACCACUAUUCAUAUGCCACAGAUAUGUCUGACAUUCCUGCUACAUGCCAAGCCCUGAAGAGACAGAGAUAAAAGAGAAACUAUAAAGUCUGUGAUCUCCCAAGGCCUCAAACCCCACAGAAGAACAAAAGUAAUUGCAUAGAUGCCAAAUAAUAUCAUAAAUAAAGGGUUUUGAAAACAAAGGAAGGAAUGGUGGAUCUGCUCCCGAGGGAGAUAAUAAGCAUGCCAAGGAGGAGAUCCAGCAUUGUGGUUUGGGUGGCAAUUUCCACGCUACUCCCUGAGCUUUUACACUGUGUAUAUAAGUGAGACCUGCAGUGCCAGCUGGUAUUGUUAACAACUCAAGGCAUUAAUGUAAUACAGUGAUGCCCUCAGAAAAAAAAUAGAGCUGAUAAAGAAAUUAACGUGUUCAAAAAUACACACUUCAUCUGCUGACUUGCUCACAUUUCCUUCACACAUGGUGGGGUUUACUCAGAGCCAGAGAGAAUGACCGUAGCAGUAAAGUGAAACUCACAAGUGAUAGUCAGGGGAAAGGCCAAUCCCCACCCUAGCCUCAUUUACUGAGCAACUGGAGAGCUUCCAUUUUCAGAGCCCUUUCCAGUCUUCAAAGUAUCUUCAUAUUCCAAUUUUAUUGGUUCUUCCCAACAAAUCCUAAAACAAGGAGUGCAGAUCUUUUAUUCCCAUUAUACAGAUGAGGAAGCUGAAACUCAGGGUAGAUAGGUUCUUUCUAGAGUCAUGUGGCUGGAGAGUGCUGAAGGGACUAUUAGAACCCAAGUCUGAUUUUCGCUUUACUGAUCUAAUACCCCAGGACAGGGCUUCUCAAACUACAAUGUGCAUAUGUGCCACCUGGGAGCCAAUAUGCAGAAUCUGAUUCAUAAGUCCGGGGUGGGACCUGAGAUUCUGCAUUUCCAGCUCUGUGACACCAGCUGGAGAAAACGCAUUCUUCCUGAUGAAAGAUAAUCAUAGUCUGUGUUUCCCAGAUGAAAUUUCUUCAAAUGGUUAUGACAAUGGAGGAUCCUUCUUAUUUUUUCAAAAUACCAAAUAGUGGUCCCUCAACAACUUCAACCUAAGCAAUACUUAUUUCCCUGACACUUCAGGGGACAUAGACGUCUUCUGUUAUAGUUCAUCUGUCUCUGUUCUCAUCCCCAUCUCUCUUAGUCUCUUUCUGCAUCUACCUCAGUCUCUGACUCUUUUUCUAUUACUCUUUCUCAUACUUGACCACCAAACUAUGUCCUUGAAUGUACAGUGUCAAGUUGAGGUGUUCUCCGAUACCAACAAUCAAUUCUCUGAUUCUCCAGGCACUAACUCAAGAUAUCCAGCAAUUCAAUUCAAUUCUCACACUGCUCAGAGAUAGUGCAGAUCCCACAGCUUAAGAGCUCAGUCAAACAAGGCUUCCCCCAAUUUCAGGCACCAGUCAAAAAUCCCAGGCCCCCUGUAUUUCUGACUGAUUGGUUACAAAUUGUACGUUUCCACAACAUCUUUCUUAUGCUUGAUAAUUUGCUAGAACAGUUCACCCAACUCAGGAAAGUGCUUUACUUACUAUUAGCAGUUUAUUAUAAAGGAUAUAACUCAAGAACAGCUAAAUGGAAGUGACAAAUAGGGCUAGGGAUUGUGCUAUAUAAGUUUGUGAAUUAUGUAAUUUAAUCAUAACCAAAACCAAAAGAAAUACGUGCUAUUGAAUCCAAUAAAAAAUUCUGUCUGUCUGA